UUAGGCCAAACAUCAGACAAUAAACGUGGGUGCAACAAGUUUAAAGAUUUUUUUUUUUACAUCUGAUUGGAGUUUGUGCAAAAUUAGUUAUAUAGAUUUAUUAUAUUUAGAAAUUGUGACAUGAACUCUAGUCGUUAAUUAAAUUUAAUAAAAAUGUUUAAAACUUAGAACGUUUGAACGUAUAAAAUUAAUUUUGUUGAGUGAAGUUUAAUAGUUGUGAGGAUUUCUUAUCCAUAAUGUGUAGCAACGAAAGCCCUCCACCGACCAAAGAGCCUUUGGCAAUUGGUUUAGGUGUUGGAAAUCCAAUGGCUGGAUUCUUACCAUUUGAACAUUAUCGGCUUCAAUUGUACCAUUACGCAUCAAUGGCCGAGAGACUAAGGUUAGCCCAACAAUUACAUCCGCAACAUCAUGGAGUGGGACAUCCUACAUCUGGAGGACCAGGAUCUCAUCUAGGAAUGUCAGGUUUUCCAGCACCGCUUCCACUGUAUCCAGCUGCUGCAGCGGCGGCCGCUGUCGCAAGUUAUCCUAACAGGCUUGCUUUGUCAAUGGCUUUGCUGCAUCCUCAUCAUCCACGGAUGCCCGAAGAGCCAAAGCCACAGCACAGUUAUAUAGGACUCAUUGCCAUGGCAAUUUUGUCCUCACCGGAUAAGAAGCUUGUGCUAUCAGACAUCUAUCAGCACAUUCUAGAUAACUAUCCUUAUUUCAGAAGUCGUGGUCCAGGAUGGAGAAACUCCAUCAGACAUAAUUUAUCAUUAAAUGACUGUUUUGUUAAAUCCGGAAGAAGUGCUAAUGGUAAAGGCCACUAUUGGGCCAUUCAUCCGGCAAAUUUGGAAGACUUUCGACGGGGUGAUUUUCGCCGACGCAAGGCUCAAAGAAAAGUACGUCGGCAUAUGGGUCUCGCGGUUGAUGAAGAACCGGACAGUCCAAGCCCACCACCUUUACCAGCAACUCCUCCGCCACCGACGGGUUUAGUCGGUCCGCCAGUUACAUCACAACCAAUAACAGCCAUUUGGAGUCCUCAUCAUCAUCAUCACCAUCAUCAUCAGCCUCAACAGUCCAAUCAUCAGCAAUUACAGCAGCUAUCACCAGAAAGUCAACAACAUUCACAGCACCAACAUCAACGUCAAAUUCAAAAUCAUCCCUUACUACGAAUGUCUUAUCAGCCAUCUCGUAAACGGCAAUUUGACGUCGCUAGUCUUCUUGCUCCAGAUGAUCAACAGCAAAUAGACGACGUUGAAACGGUUGUUUUAAGAACAACCAAAACGCGUAAAUUCAGCUGCAGUGAGGAUGAACAUGAAACAGAUCAUAUUGAUCAAGAUGACGAAGAUGUCGAUGUGGACGUUGAAGCGAAUCCGUUACCUUCACCUGGCACACCCAGUGCAAGUCCGGAUGCUAAAAUGAUUUCACCAAACAAUCAGUGCGAUUGGAAUGAGCCGACGGCGAUCAAAGCGGCGCAACCACUUUCGACAAUGCAUCUUCACAAUCAUUUGCAUAUAAGAAAUUAUUAUAUACAAGCGAACGCAACGUCAACUUCCAGCGUUUAGAGAAUCAGACUUCCAUAUUAAUAAAUAUAUUUAUAAAUUGUGUACAUAAAAUUUUAAUAUUGUAAAUAGUAAAAAAAAAAAAUUAAAAAAAUGCUGAUCUCGGCUGUUUAAAGUGUAAUAUAAUAAGUGUAAAAUAUGUAUAUCAAUAGUAUGUAAUUUUGAUUUAUAAAAAUAUGACAAUUUAAAAUUAAUUGUGUACUAAUUCAACAAAAAAUUUCGUCAUAAAAUCAUUCCCGCAAAAAAAAAUAUCAAUUAAAAAAUAUAUAAAAACUAAAUCCAAAUAAAUCGUAUAAAUUGUAUGUACUUUAAAUGUAUGUACAAAUUGCGUUUAUAAUAAUGUAUAUAUAGAAUUAAGACAGAUAAAUUAAUAGAUAUGAAAAAAUAUUGAAAUCAUAAAAAAUAACAGAUGCAAUAUGACGUUUUAAUAAAAAUUUG
Molecule: messenger RNA, 1979 nt
Organism: Microplitis mediator
Lineage: Eukaryota; Metazoa; Arthropoda; Insecta; Hymenoptera; Braconidae
Gene: fd102C
Product: fork head domain transcription factor slp1
Exons: 1
Coding region: 237-1544 (435 amino acids)
Biological process (GO): regulation of transcription by RNA polymerase II; cell differentiation; anatomical structure morphogenesis
Molecular function (GO): RNA polymerase II cis-regulatory region sequence-specific DNA binding; DNA-binding transcription factor activity, RNA polymerase II-specific
Source: RefSeq, a predicted model, not a curated record